AUGUCUCUCGAAAGCGAAGCAGUCGCCGGUACGACCCUCGAGCUCCUCGAGGCGCGUCUGCGCCGCCUCUCCUACCUCCUGACCGGCGGCACGGACUGGACGGGAGCCCCAUCAACGCCUGAGAAACCGGCAUCCCUCGACGAAACAGUAUCACGUCGCCUCGCCCGUCUGGAACGGGAGAUGGAAAAGCUGAGCAGGGCAGUCCCCGCUGUGCGGGAUGUGAUCCAACUGCAUGACCGCUUUCCAGACCUCUUCCACCCGCCCACGCCGCACGAUAUUCCCGAAGGCCUCACGCCCCGCACCCUCGCCUCCAUCGUCCUCUCCUACGCAACCGCCUUCCCCGAAACCGCCUCGCGCCUCACAUCCCUCAACGACCUGCCUGUUCCCGACGCGACGUCCUCCGCAUCUCUGAUCGCGCUGCAGCCACAGCUGGACCGGCUCGCGCAGACGCAGGCCGAGCAGGCGGCGGCUGUGUCGGAGCUGCGAGUGCGCACGGCGCGCGUGCUUCAGCGGUGGUAUGAGGUUGGACUUGUCGGGAGUGGGGAGUGUUGGGCUGAGUGGGAGGGGCGAUUGGAGGGGGUGGAGAGGGAGGUUCGGAGGAGGGAGGUUAUUCGGGAGAGGAUGGAGAAUGAGAUUUGA
Molecule: messenger RNA, 639 nt
Organism: Penicillium canariense
Lineage: Eukaryota; Fungi; Ascomycota; Eurotiomycetes; Eurotiales; Aspergillaceae
Product: putative nuclear distribution protein RO10
Exons: 2
Coding region: 1-639 (212 amino acids)
Biological process (GO): cytoskeleton-dependent cytokinesis
Cellular component (GO): dynactin complex
Source: RefSeq, a predicted model, not a curated record